Messenger RNA from Didymella exigua CBS 183.55, 303 nucleotides. RefSeq lists its product as uncharacterized. The coding region runs from base 14 to 211 and encodes 65 amino acids. The record is from RefSeq and is a predicted model, not a curated record. The transcript has a single exon. NCBI's taxonomy places the organism in Eukaryota, Fungi, Ascomycota, Dothideomycetes, Pleosporales, Didymellaceae.
CUUAAACUUCAACAUGGAUACAACAAAGCAUACCUAUACAAUAGACAAAAAACAGAAAGCUCUAAAUGCAGCUGUGGAUAUACACAAACACCUUAACACCUACUGCUUAGCUGUAGAAACUACAGAGAAGCAAGAAAAAAAAAUAAAGAGCAGCCUACAGGAGACAAGACUUACAAUGUCUCUUCUCCUAGACACAAACAGAGGAAUCUAAGCUACACUAGCUUUUAUUCAAGAAACUAAAGUAGGCACACGCAAGUGGUACCUACAGCAAACAACAGACAACUAAUUUCCUUUGUUUAUAAC